Molecule: messenger RNA, 978 nt
Organism: Sparassis crispa
Lineage: Eukaryota; Fungi; Basidiomycota; Agaricomycetes; Polyporales; Sparassidaceae
Product: Peroxisome biogenesis factor 10
Exons: 6
Coding region: 1-978 (325 amino acids)
Biological process (GO): protein import into peroxisome matrix
Cellular component (GO): peroxisomal membrane
Molecular function (GO): zinc ion binding
Source: RefSeq, a predicted model, not a curated record
AUGGCCGCCACGCCACUUCUAUCGUUCCCCCCGGCCCAGCAAGCUCAGAUCAUCCGGUCAAAUCAACGAGAUUUCUUCCGCGUCUCAUCCUUACGGGAGCAGACGGAGUCCGUUCUGAGGUCCUGGCUAGGAACACGUUGGCUCACGCGCUGGGACAAGGAGAUUGACCUCCUCGUCAGGUUACUGUACUAUGGCUUGACUAUUGGUCGAGCCUCCCAGACUCUCGGUGAGGAGUAUACAGAUAUUUGGCUGCAUUCUGUGCACACGGAGAGACCGCCGUCAUGGCGAACGCGAGCAGCUCUUGUGAUGCUACCAGCAUUACCCUCAUAUCUGCUGGCGAAAUGGGGCUCUGUUCUCUCCCAGACAUCGACAUUAGGCUCCAUCGUGAAGAGGUUGCCGACGUUGCUCGAAGUAUUAUCUGAGGUUAACCUCGCAAUAUUCUACUUUCGGGGAACCUACUAUAGCCUCGCGAAGAGAUUUCUAGGGCUCCGUUAUAUUUCUUCCAUCCCAGAAGACCCAAAUACCCGUCCGCCUUCGUACUCGCUUCUAGGCGUUCUCCUUGCCGUCAGACUACUAUCCCGUCUCAUAGGUGCAAUCCGUAAUUUUACAGCGAAGUCUGCCGCGCAGGCUUCAGGAGGGUCCAAGGACAAGCAACCUGUGGACAACUCUCGUGAAACAUAUAUUGAUGAUAACCCUGUGUCAACCAUGCUCGGGCCUGUCGAUAGGGAAGAAGCACCCCAACCCUCCGCUGAAGACGAUGAGCGGACAGUUCUAGACGUCACACGCAUACCACCGAAUGUGAGAGCUGCCCGAACAUGUACACUCUGCCUGGAAGAGCGCACGGCAAGUUGUGCUACGGAGUGUGGUCAUCUUUUUUGUUGGAACUGCAUAGUCGGGUGGGGUCGCGAGAAGCCCGAAUGUCCACUUUGCCGACAAGCUCUCCAACUGAACACUCUACUGUCCAUCUACAACUUGUAG